GUUAAACUCUCGCACAGGCAACACGCACUUUCACCGGUGACGAUAUAGCUACCUUGUGGAAGAUAACGUGAUUCAGUGUUAGUGAUUUACCCCCAAGUUCGAGAUAAGAUGCAUCAAACAGUGACGGGAUGGGCGCUGCUGGCGCUAAUAAGUUCAUCAGCCAUUCUUCAUACGUUGGCAUACCCCCAACAUGUCCCCCUUAUAACUCAGGCCACAAGUAGUGUUCGGACACACAAUCCGCAAUAUUACAGCAAUUCUUUACCGGCGCCCCAACCUGAACAAGCGCAAGAACGUAAAUUCGCAGAGAAAUCCAAUGCCUUGAAAAAAGUUGCUUUGGAUGACAUCGAUGAAAUACAGACUAACUCGAUUUCGGAUGGAGGUUUCUCGUGGUCAAAUAUGCUUGGUAUGCUGAUGCAAAUGAUUUUCAAUCCUGGAACCACAGGACCAAACAAGAGCGACAGCAUUGACACCGAUUCAGUGUCUCCAUCGCCAUGGGCCAACUUACUCUCAAUGGGUCUCAAAAUCUUAACUGCAAUUCUUGGAGGAGGAGCCUCCAGCGAUGGUAUUGACAAAGUAGACAACGGCUCAUCACCCAUGCAGGGUAUAUUGGCUGCGGUUCUGUCGACGGUGCUCGGUGCAAAAGAUCCCGACCAGGUCGCCUCCAUGGCAAAGCAGGCUGGAGAGUUCAUCAACAUCGUCGUCAACCUUCUGGAUGCCUUGAAGACUUCAUUCUCUCACAGGUCGCUGGCCGCACGGUCAAUGGGCCGCAAAGAUUCAGUUAGUGAUGCAGCCCUUGCCGGUAUUGCCAUGUUCAAGACAUACGUAAGAUCGUUCGGUACAAAUGACGACAAGUGUCUUCAGAAAUACGUGUGCGAUGCCAACGCUGAGUGCUCUGACGACAUCGGUCCCAAGAGCGUGUUCUGUCAAUUCGGAACAUACGCUGCCAGCUUCGUUUUGGAGAGACAAUCUGCAGGCACUUUCGAUGACUUCUACGAGGCUGGUCGUCGUGGCCGUUCAGGUGUAGACUGUCGCCAGAUGUACCUUCAGUGCAAUGAAGUCUAAAGCCAGUAAAAAGCUCCGCCAAAUUAUGUAGUAGUGCGACUUCUAAAUUAGUGAUAACAAAUCUAUAAGUUAACGUAUUGUUUCCAAAGUUUUACCUCUUGGUUCUGACUUUUUAAAAUCCGUAUUUACAGCAAUAUGAAGAAGUGUCAGAUACAAUUGCAGUCAAAAUGAGAUUUUGUUUUGAUAUCGGUGGGUGGCAUUAAAGUAUUAUAACUACAGACGACGCAACGAAUUAUGUUAGUUUAGUGCUCUAAACUUAUCCCAUCGCACUAAUUGAAACAGCGUCAAGUUUAGUGUUAAAAUAAUUUAUUAAAUUAUUUAUUUAUUUAAUUUAUUUUAGAAGAUAAUGAGUAAACGUUUAAAUUGUUCCACAUUUGUUAUACGGUCCAUUUCGUGAAAACUUAAAAAUGAGUAUUGUAAAAUAUUGUAUAAUUGGCACAUUGUUUAUUGUAUAAACGAUGAAAUAUU
This is a messenger RNA of Spodoptera exigua (beet armyworm), 1530 nucleotides long. NCBI's taxonomy places the organism in Eukaryota, Metazoa, Arthropoda, Insecta, Lepidoptera, Noctuidae. The record is from the annotation of a GenBank genome assembly.